Molecule: messenger RNA, 762 nt
Organism: Saxophila tyrrhenica
Lineage: Eukaryota; Fungi; Ascomycota; Dothideomycetes; Mycosphaerellales; Extremaceae
Exons: 2
Coding region: 1-762 (253 amino acids)
Source: RefSeq, a predicted model, not a curated record
AUGUUGGAGCACCGCUGUUCCCACCAGGGUCCAGGCCGUCCCCUUGCUCGCGCCGACAUCGACGUCACGGCUACUACCAUGGCAGACGACCUAGAACUAGCAGAGCAGCAACGCCUUUUCCGAGAAGAGCACAACGCCACCAAAUGCCCACUCCUCACCCUGCCCGCAGAACUCCGCCUCGCAAUCUACGAAGACCUGAUAGACACCAAAUCCACCAACCUCCCAGGAGUCCCAGACAGCGAGAUCCUCCACAGACGGACGAGCCUGCCCCCAGACCACGAGUGUAUGACCCAAGGCUGGACAGGACUUCUCCGAACAUGCCGGACCUUGCGAAAGGAGACGCUGCCGUUUUAUAUGAGGACACCAAUCCUAUCCAUCACAGCUCCCCGGGGAUACAUCGACCAGGCUCUGCUCGGUCAACACACUGUCGCCAUCCAGAACUGUAUCGCCACCCUCCUGUCUCUGCGGGACAUCUCAAAGGACACCCUCGUGCUGUGGUCCAACUAUCCUACCGACGAGGGCGCACCAUACACGACCAGGGUAGUUUUCCAACCCACGACCGUCUCGAACGCCCACGCGGUGCACGACCGCUUCGUCAAACACCCUAGCGGCGUGGAGAGACGAACCCAUCCCCGCGUCCGGGCUCUCUUUGCGGAGCUCAACGAGGGCCGGAAGGAGGGCAGGCGGCUGGAGAAGGACGAUGUGUGGGCGCUGUUUGCGCUUUUGGCUUCGGAGACGUGGCCGGUCGUGUUCCAAGGGUGA